AUGGCUUUUACUCGCGAAAUCACCCCUAUUCCAGUUAUUCCAGUUCAACCUGGUUUCUCUCGCCAUGUCAUGGACGGAUGCCUCUUACCGCCCCCUCUAUUACGCCAGCCGACCUGGGACUGUCGACCGUCCUUCUACUAUCACGUUAACCGCCUCCGGAGCAUAUUGAAGCGUGUCAAUCCCGAGCAGACCGUUAUAGGGAGAGUGGAGAUAUGGUUCGUGCCGAAGCAUAUCAGGCCGACAUUGAUAGGGUUAGAAAUGGCGUGGUAA
Messenger RNA from Marasmius oreades (fairy-ring Marasmius), 270 nucleotides. RefSeq lists its product as uncharacterized. The coding region runs from base 1 to 270 and encodes 89 amino acids. The record is from RefSeq and is a predicted model, not a curated record. Lineage: Eukaryota; Fungi; Basidiomycota; Agaricomycetes; Agaricales; Marasmiaceae. The transcript is spliced from 2 exons.